Chiloscyllium plagiosum (whitespotted bambooshark) is the source of this 7674-nucleotide messenger RNA. RefSeq names its product dnaJ homolog subfamily C member 13 (gene dnajc13). Gene Ontology annotation, biological process: endosome organization; regulation of early endosome to late endosome transport; receptor-mediated endocytosis. Gene Ontology annotation, cellular component: endosome membrane. NCBI's taxonomy places the organism in Eukaryota, Metazoa, Chordata, Chondrichthyes, Orectolobiformes, Hemiscylliidae. The record is from RefSeq and is a predicted model, not a curated record.
GGCUACAAUGUCUGCAGCUAAAUGUUGAAAUCUAGAGGUUUAUUCGGAGAUCCCAUCCUCUUCUACAGUGGGCUGAAGUAAUCCUUUCCAAUAGGACUCUCUAAUAGGCAGAUUUAAGGAACUGCAAGGUCCUGCAGGGAUUUGAAGACAGGGAUGUGAAUUUUAAAAUUGAGACAACAUAUCCGGCCACAUCAAAAUGAAUAUCAUCAAGGAAAACAAGGAUUUGGCCUGUUUCUACACCACAAAACAUUCAUGGAGGGGAAAAUACAAGCGAGUUUUUUCAGUUGGUACACAUGCUGUAACCACAUACAAUCCUGGUACUCUAGAAGUUACUAAUCAGUGGCCUUAUGGUGAUAUUUGCAGCAUUGGCCCUGUGGGGAGAGGACAAGGAACAGAAUUCACUUUAACAUUUCGCAAAGGAAGUGGGAAAAAAUCUGAAACCCUAAAGUUUUCUACUGAACAUAGAACAGAGUUGCUAACAGAGGCACUGCGCUUCAGAACAGAGUUUUCAGAGGGGAAAAUCACUGGAAAGCGCUAUAACUGUUACAAGCAUCAUUGGACUGAUACUAGAAAGUCAGUGGUCCUUGAAGUCACACCUGGUGGGAUAGAUCAGAUUGAUCCUACAACUAAUCGCAUUCUCUGUUCAUAUGACUACAAAAACAUUGAAGGCUUUGCGGAACUGUCUGAUUAUCAGGGAGGAUUUUGUAUAAUUCAUGGAGGAUUUAGUCGAUUGCAUCUCUUUGCAUCUGAACAAAAAGACGACAUCAUCAAAAGUGCAAUUGAUCAUGCAGGCAACUUUAUUGGUAUCUCACUGCGCAUCCGGAAAGAAACAUUUGAGUUUGAUUUUUAUCAGAAUCACCGCUUUGGCAAAUAUAGCAAUGACGAAUCUAUUACAUCACUAGCUGAAUUCGUUGUGCAAAAAAUUGCAAGUAGGCAUCAGGAUCCAGUAAAGCGAGUAUUAGCACUUACAGAAACUUGUUUAGUGGAGCGUGAUCCAGCCACAUACAAUAUUGUAACCCUCAAGCCUUUGGGAGAGAUAUUUGCUCUAGUGCUUGAUUCUGACAAUCCUCAACGGUUUACUAUUGAAUACAUCAAAGGGCAGGUUUACAAGUACUCAUCCACUGAAAGAGACUCCUUAAUGGCUAGCUUGCUAGAUGGGGUGAGAGCUUCUGGGAAUAGAGAUGUGUGUGUCCGAAUGAUACCGACCCAGAAAGGGCAGAGAUGGGGGCUGCUAAGUAUGCCAGUUGAUGAAGAAGUAGAAAGUCUACAUCUUCGGUUUCUAAAUGCUCCUCCAAAUGGCAGUUUUUCAGAUGCGGUGUUUAGGUUUAAUGCAAACAUCUCAUACAGUGGCGUUCUGCAUGCAGUGACUCAAGACGGCCUUUUUUCUGAGAACAAAGAGAAACUCAUUAAUAAUGCGAUCACAGCAUUACUGUCUCAAGAAGGUGAUCAAACUGCUAAUAAUGCAGAACUGGAGAGCCAGUUUCAGGCUGUGAGACGGCUGGUUGCCUCGAAGGCUGGUUUUCAAGCGUUUACAAAACUUCCUAAAUUUCGAGAGAGGCUUGGUGUGAAAACAGUAAAGGCUUUAAAAAGAAACCAUGAUGGUGUUACGCAUGCUGCCAUUGACAUGAUGUGUGCUCUGAUGUGUCCUAUGCAUGAUGACUAUGAUUUGAGACAAGAGCAGCUGAACAAAGCAUCACUUCUCUCUUCAAAGAAGUUUUUAGAAAAUUUACUUGAUAAAUUCAAUGCCCAUGUGGAUCAUGGGACAGGGGCAUUGGUGAUUAGUUCUCUUCUGGAUUUUCUUACCUUUGCCCUUUGUGCUCCAUAUAGUGAGACAACUGAAGGGCAGCAGUUUGAUAUGUUGUUAGAAAUGGUAGCAGAUGUUGGAAGAACUCUGUUCAAACUUUUCCAGCAUCCUUCCAUGGCUAUUGUGAAGGGCGCAGGAUUAGUUAUGAAAGCUAUUAUAGAAGAAGGUGACAAAGAAAUUGCUACAAAGAUGCAGGAGCUUGCCUUAAGUGAGGGUGCCCUACCCCGCCACUUACAUACAUCAAUGUUUACAGUUAGUACAGAUCAGAGGAUGCUAACUAAUAGGCAGUUAAGUAGACAUUUGGUGGGUCUUUGGACAGCAGAAAAUCCAACAGCAUUGAAUUUACUGAAACGCAUUUUGCCAACAGGCUUACUAGCAUACCUUGACAGCGCAGAGCUGGUACCAGAAAAAGAAAUUGACAGGAUGCAUAUCCGGGAUAAUGUAAAAAUUGCAACAGAUCAGUAUGGUAAAUUUGGUAAGGUCCCAGAAUGGCAACGAAAGGCUGGAAGAGCUGCUAAAGAGGUAGAGAAAUUUGCCAAAGAAAAGGUUGAUUUACUUUUGUUGCACUGGAGAGACAGAAUGGGCAUUGCUCAAAAGGAGCAGGACAGGAAUAAUCUGAAUGCCAACCAAAAACCAGUUGUUUUAAGAAAAAGGCGACAAAGGAUUAAAAUAGAAGCAAACUGGGAUCUCUUCUACUACAAGUUUCAGAUGGAUCAUGCCAAAUCUAACUUAAUUUGGAAUUACAAAACGAGAGAAGAAUUGAGAGAUGCUUUUGAAGCAGAAAUAAGGGCUUUUAACAUUGACAAAGAAUUGGGAAUUGCUAGUGUUAUUUCUUGGAAUCACCAGGAAUUUGAAGUUAGAUAUGAGUGCCUUGCAGAUGAAAUCAAAAUCGGAGAUUAUUAUCUCCGCCUGUUGUUGGAGGAAGGUGAAAAUGAAGAGACGAUUACAAUCAAGAGAUCGUAUGAAUUUUUCAAUGAGUUGUAUCAUCGCUUCUUGCUUACCCCUAAAGUGAAUAUGAAGUGUUUAUGUUUACAAGCUUUGACCAUUGUUUACGGCAAAUGCUAUGAGGAGAUAGGACCAUUCAGUGAUACUAAAUACAUUGUUGGAAUGCUGGACAGGUGUACAGACAAACUGGAGAGAGACAGACUUAUUAUUUUUCUGAACAAACUGAUUCUUAACAAGAAAAAUGUUAAGGAAAUCAUGGAUUCCACUGGCGUGAAAAUCCUUGUGGACUUGCUUACUCUUGCACAUCUCCAUACAAGCAGAGCUACUGUUCCAUUGCAGAGCAAUGUUAUUGAAGCAUCACCCGAUAUGAAGAGAGAAAGUGAAAAAGAAUGGUACUUUGGAAAUGCAGACAAAGAGAGACUCGGUCCUUACAGUUUUGAAGAGAUGCAAGAAUUCUGGAAAAAGGGUGUAUUGACGCCAAAGACUCGUUGUUGGGCACAGGGCAUGGAUGGCUGGCGUGCACUUCAGGCAAUUCCGCAGCUGAAAUGGUGUCUUUUAGCUCAUGGACAGGCUGUGCUGAAUGAGACUGACCUUGCUACUCUUAUUCUAAACAUGCUUAUUACCAUGUGUGAAUAUUACCCCAGCAGGGAUCAAGACAAUGCAAUUAUCAGACCCCUACCCAGAAUUAAGCGGCUGCUUACAGACAAUACAUGCCUCUCUCACAUUGUUCAGCUUUUGGUUACUUUUGAUCCCAUUCUGGUUGAGAAAGUUGCCAACUUGUUGCACCAUGUGAUGCAAGACAACCCACAGUUACCUCGCCUUUAUCUUACUGGUGUGUUUUUCUUUAUAAUGAUGUACACUGGUUCCAAUGUGCUUCCAAUUGCAAGGUUUUUGAAGUAUACUCAUCUGAAACAGGCAUUCAGAUCAGAAGAGGCAAAAGGGCAAGAUCUAGUACAACGGAGUGUGCUGGGCCACAUUUUACCUGAAGCAAUGGUCUGUUACUUAGAAAAUUAUGAACCUGAAAAAUUUUCAGAGAUUUUCCUAGGUGAAUUUGACACUCCAGAAGCAAUUUGGAGCAAUGAAAUGAGGCGUUUGACGAUUGAGAAGAUUGCUGCCCAUUUGGCAGAUUUUACGCCACGCCUGCAAAGUAACACCAGAGCACUCUACCAAUAUUGCCCCAUUCCUGCCAUCAGCUAUCCCCAACUAGAGAAUGAGCUCUUCUGUAACAUCUACUAUCUUAAACAUCUCUGUGAUGCAACACGUUUCCCUGACUGGCCGAUAAAAGAUCCAGUAAAGUUGCUUAAAGACACUCUUGAUGCUUGGAGAAACGAAGUGGAAAAGAAACCACCUUCGAUGUCAGUCGAUGACGCAUAUCAGGUUUUGAACCUUCCAAAAGGACAAGGAAUGCAUGACGAGAGCAAAAUCAGGAAAGCCUACUUCAGACUUGCUCAGAAAUAUCAUCCUGACAAAAAUCCUGACGGCCGAGAUAUCUUUGAAAGAGUGAAUAAAGCUUAUGAAUACUUGUGUACAAAGUCAAUUAGAAUGGUGGAUGGACCUGAUCCAGAGAACAUUAUCCUUAUCCUGAAAACGCAGAGCAUCCUCUUCAACAGAUACAAACAGGAUUUGGAGCCCUAUAAGUAUGCAGGGUACCCAAUGUUGAUUAAGACCAUUACCAUGGAAACUUCGGAUGACCAACUAUUUAGCAAGGUGUCCUUGUUGCCGGCCUCCACUGAAUUGGCUUUCCAUACUGUCAAUUGCUCAGCAUUAAAUGCUGAGGAACUUCGUAGAGAGAAUGGAAUAGAGGUGCUCCAAGAUGGCUUUGCACGCUGCGUGGCAGUGUUAACACAGUCCAGCAAAAAGGGUGAUAUGGCUGUGGAGGUUUGUGGCCACAUCUGUAAAUGUUACAGUGUUGCAGCUCAGUUUGAGGAAUGCAGGGAAAAAAUAACAGAAAUGCCAAACAUCAUAAGAGACCUCUGCAGAUUGCUCUAUUAUGGAAAAAGCCUACCACGAGUGGCCAUGUUGGCAGUUGAAUGUGUUGCUUCCUUUUCUGUGGAUUACUGGUUACAAACGCAUUUAUUCCAAGCUGGUAUUCUGUGGCAUCUUUUAGUCUACCUCUUCAGUUAUGAUUACACACUGGAAGAAAGUGGAAUUCAAAAGUGUGAAGAAACAAAUCAGCAGGAAGUUUCUAAUAGUCUUGCAAAGCUCUGUGUGACUGCACUGAGUCGGUUAGGUGGCUAUUUACCAGGUGAAAAGGCAACACCUGAGAAUCCUACAAUAAGAAAAUGUUUGGCAGCUUUGUUAUCGCCUUAUGUCUCAAGGAGGCUGUCAAAAGAUACUCCAGCGGAGAUUCUCAAGAUGCUCAACAGUAACACUGAGAAUCCAUAUUUAAUCUGGAGCAAUGGAACACGGGCUGAGCUGCUAGAGUUCCUUGAACGGCAGCAGGAAAGUAUGAUAAAAAGGGGGGAUUGUGAUAAAAAUUAUGGUGCUGAGUUUGUUUUCAGUGAACAUGCUAAAGAGCUGAUUGUUGGUGAAGUUUUUGUCAGAGUCUACAAUGAACAGCCAACGUUUCCAUUAGAGCUUCCAAAAGCUUUUACAGCAAGCCUGCUUGAUUACAUAGGAUCGCAAGCACAAUAUCUGCACACGCUGAUGGCUAUCACCCAAACUGGGAAAGUGGAAUCUGAUCAGCAUGAAGACAGGUUAAGGCGAGCUGAAAUGGCUCUAGAGGCAUUGCGUAACGUCAUCAAAAACAAUCCAGGUGCUGAGACUGAAUGCAUUGGGCAUUUUAAACUGAUAUUUUCUCUCCUAAGAGUGCAUGGAGCUGGUCAGGUUCAGCAACUUGCCUUGGAGGUAGUGAACAUAGUGACAGCAAACCAAGAAUGUGUAAAUAAUAUUGCUGAAUCACUGGUCCUUUCUAAUCUCCUAGUUCUGCUGCAUUCAUUGCCAUCCAGUCGACAGCUUGUCCUUGAAACCCUUUAUGCUUUGAUGUCAAAUACAAAGAUCAUAAAAGAAGCCAUGGGAAAAGGUUCCCUUAUAUAUCUACUAGACAUGUUUUGUAAUUCAACGCAUCCUCAGGUUCGAGCACAGACUGCAGAGCUCUUUGCCAAAAUGAUUACAGACAAACUCGUUGGACCAAAGGUGAGAAUCACACUGACCAAAUUUCUACCAAGUGUCUUCAUGGAUGCUAUGAGGGACAAUCCUGAAGCAUCUGUGCAUAUAUUCGAGGGGACACAUGAAAACCCAGAGUUAAUAUGGAAUGACAAUUCCAGGGAAAAGGUGUCUACAACCGUCCGACAAAUGAUGCUAGACCACUUCAAGCAACAGCGUGACAAUCCAGAUGUGAAUUGGAAGUUACCGGAAGACUUUACAGUUGCUUAUAGUGAAGUUGGAGGUGAAUUGUCAGUAGGAGGAGUCUUCUUGAGGAUCUUUAUUGCACAACCUGGUUGGGUUCUACGUAAACCUCGAGAAUUCCUUGUUGGGCUGCUGGAGAAACUCACAGAGCUGCUGGAAACAAAUAAUCCUCAUGGUGAAACUUUAGAAACGGUUACCACAGCAGCAGUCUGCCUCUUCCAUUCCCAGCCUCAGCUGGCAGACCAGGUACCUCCAUUAGGCCACCUUCCUAAAGUUAUUCAGGCUCUGAACCACAAAAACAAUGUCAUCCCCAAGUCAUCAAUCCGGGUCAUUCAUGCUCUUUCUGACAAUGAGUUAUGUGUCCGAGCUAUGGCAAUGCUGGAAACUAUCGGGCCUUUGAUGAACGGAAUGAAGGUGCGAUCAGAUAUGGUAGGCCUUGCCUCGGAAUCUCUGAAUCGAAUGUUCCAGAAGGAGCAGACUGACUUAGUAGCACAGGGUCUGAAAGUUGAAUUGGUGCCAUACCUCCUGCGGCUAUUGGAAGGAAUAGGACUUGAGAAUGUUGAAAAUCCAGCUGCCACGAAAGCACAGAUUGUAAAUGCACUUAAAUCAAUGACACGGAGUUUGCAGUAUGGUGAACAGGUGAAUGAAAUUCUGUCUCGUUCCUCUGUAUGGAGUGCCUUCAAAGAUCAAAAGCAUGACUUAUUUAUUUCUGAGUCACAAUCAGCAGGAUAUCUUACAGGCCCUGGAAUUGCUGGCUAUCUUACUUCAGGGGCAAUGUCAACAGUAAUCCCCAGUGGACCGCCCCCUGUAGAUAAUGAAGUGGUUGACCUGGCCAGAUGAAGUAAGAUCUACACUCUCUGCCUUGAAGAUUGAAGCAACUGCAGUCAUGAACCACUCACUGACUAUGACCCUCUGAACAAAUACAACUAAAAAGAAGCGAACUUUUUCUCCCACUUAUUGCAUUUACAAAAGUAAUGCUCUCAUAUUUUUAUUUGUAAAGUAAUUUUUACUGGUGACACAAUCUGUUCAUUUUAAAAAUAGUAUGGAUCAGAGAAAACUCAAGUAUUCUCUCUUUGCACCUGGUAUCUCUGACUGUGAAUCUAAAUACUGGAUUUUUUUUCUUUUAAUUUGGCAGUUGAUAGUUUACAUUUUUUUUUGUUUAUAGGGUAGCACAAACAUGAAACCUUUAUCCAACUACACAUCUCCCUGGCUGCUGUUUUAAAGGCACGAUUGGAGGCAAGAUUUAAUGGAAACAUUGCUUUCCAUAAACUAAACCAGUUUCCUAGAUCAGGCCAAGGACCACUGCUGAUUAUGCUUGCUAAUCUUUAAUGAGUCAGCUUAGUACAACAUCAUUGUAAAGCAUUGUAUAAUUGCCUUCUAUUUCUGAUAGAGAGCUUCAGAAAAAUGCUAACGUGGACAUUCACAUAUUAUAAAUACUUAGUGUAAUUGUGACCUGUGCUAUAUAAUACCAAUGUGUAAACUUUCUAUAUUUGAAUGUACAUUAGUAAAUCAGUCCUACUUGUACAUAAAAUUUUAAGAAUAAAGUACAAAGGGAAUUAGCAUCCUUACGUGUGUAA